Entrophospora sp. SA101 is the source of this 315-nucleotide messenger RNA. Lineage: Eukaryota; Fungi; Glomeromycota; Glomeromycetes; Entrophosporales; Entrophosporaceae. The record is from the annotation of a GenBank genome assembly.
AUGAUUAAAGAGGAAACGGCACAAUAUGAUAUUCCAAAAUAUCUUUUAAUACAAUGUGGUGUAUGUACUUUUAUAUAUCUAUUUUUGGUCUUGGUUUUUAGAUCUUCACCUUCACAUUCAUCAUCCAACAGUAAGUCGGUUGUAUCAUUGACAGUGUUUAUUUCAUAUUUUGCAGAUAAACCAUUUAUAUUUUUAACAACAUCUUUUGGAAUUAUAAUUGGAGCACAAUAUGCUUUAAGUACUUUAUUAGCACAAAUGAUAAUGCCUGUAUUUGAGAUUUAUGAUGAGUUAAAAUGUAGAUCACCCUUAAAUUAG